Messenger RNA from Diplodia corticola, 1620 nucleotides. Its product is annotated as hexose carrier protein. The transcript is spliced from 3 exons. The record is from RefSeq and is a predicted model, not a curated record. NCBI's taxonomy places the organism in Eukaryota, Fungi, Ascomycota, Dothideomycetes, Botryosphaeriales, Botryosphaeriaceae. Gene Ontology annotation, cellular component: membrane. Bases 1 to 1620 code for a protein of 539 amino acids. Gene Ontology annotation, biological process: transmembrane transport; carbohydrate transport. Gene Ontology annotation, molecular function: carbohydrate:proton symporter activity.
AUGACGGAAGUCAACGUGAAGACGCCCCAGUUCCUGGGCAUGCGGGGCAAGACCCUCAGCAUGGUCGUCUCCAUCGUCUCCACCACCGGUUUCCUGCUCUUCGGUUACGAUCAGGGUGUCAUGUCUGGCAUUAUCGCCUCUGAGCCCUUCAACACCUACUUCCCCGAGACCAAUGACGACAAGACCUACCAGGGUUUCGUCACUGCCAUCUACGAAGUCGGCUGUCUGCUCGGCGCCAUCGUCAUGCUCAUGUACGGCGACAGGCUUGGCCGCAGAAAGGGUAUCAUGAUCGGUGCUACCGUCAUGAUUCUCGGCGUCGUCAUCCAGAUCACCGCUGUCAAGGGCAGCAAGGCCAUGGCUCAGUUCAUCAUCGGCCGGACCAUCACCGGCGUUGGCAACGGCAUGAACACCUCGACGAUCCCAACUUACCAGGCCGAGUGUUCCAGGUCGACCAACCGAGGCCUGCUGAUCUGCAUUGAGGGUGGUAUCAUCGCCUUCGGCACCAUGAUCGCCUACUGGAUCGACUAUGGCUGCAGCUACGGCAACCAGGACCUCAGCUGGCGCUUCCCCAUCGCCUUCCAGAUCUUCUUCGGUCUGAUCGUUGUCCUCGCCAUGAUCGGUCUUCCCGAGUCGCCCCGCUGGCUGCUCAGCAAGGACCGCCCCGACGAUGCCUUGAAGGUCAUUGCUGCUCUCCGUGGUCUCACUGUCGACGACGACGAGACCAAGCUGCAGGCUUCCAUCAUCAUGGACGGUAUCCGCGCCUCUGGCCACGCCGGUGGCAACACCAGCUACCGCGACCUCCUCACUGGCGGCAAGACCCAGCACUGCCGCCGUAUGCUCAUCGGUGCCUCGUCCCAGUUCAUGCAGCAGCUUGGUGGUUGCAACGCCGUCAUCUACUACUUCCCCAUUCUAUUCGAGGAUACCAUUGGUGAGACUACCGACAUGUCUCUGCUCCUAGGCGGUGUGAACAUGAUUGUUUACUCCAUCUUCGCUACCACUUCCUGGUUCCUGAUUGAGCGCACUGGUCGCCGCAAGCUGUUCCUGAUCGGCACUGUUGGCCAGUGCUUGUCCAUGGUCCUUGUCUUCGCCUGCUUGGUUCCCGGCAACCCCCAGGAUGCCAAGGGCGCCGCUGUUGGUCUCUUCACCUACAUUGCGUUCUUCGGUGCUACUUGGCUGCCUCUCCCAUGGUUGUACCCUGCCGAGAUCAACCCGUUGAAGACCCGCGCGAAGGCGAACGCCGUCUCGACCAUUACCAACUGGCUAUUCAACUUCUUGAUCGUCAUGGUCGUUCCGGUCAUGAUCGACAGCAUCGGCUGGGGCACCUACCUCUUCUUCGCCGUGGUCAACGCCUGCUUCUUCCCCGUCAUCUACUUCUUCUACCCUGAGACGCGCAUGAGGUCUCUUGAGGAGAUCGACCUGAUCUUCGCCAAGGGUUUCCUCGACAACACGAGCUACGUCACCGCGGCCAAGGAGCUUCCCUUCCUCUCCGACGACGAGAUCGACGCGAAGGCCAAGGAGUACGGCUUCGUCUCGGGAGAUGAGGCUGCCACCAGCGGCGACGAGAACGAGAAGACGGAGCACACGGAGAAGGAGGUUGAGAACGGCAACCAGCACGUGUAA